Messenger RNA from Gambusia affinis (western mosquitofish), 2469 nucleotides. RefSeq lists its product as uncharacterized. The record is from RefSeq and is a predicted model, not a curated record. Lineage: Eukaryota; Metazoa; Chordata; Actinopteri; Cyprinodontiformes; Poeciliidae. The coding region runs from base 163 to 501 and encodes 112 amino acids. The transcript has 2 exons.
UGGACAGUGAGCACAUACACCCAGGGCCGCCCAUCUGUCAGUGGGGGAUCCCAUCCAGGGAGUCCAGGGAGAGGAGCUUCAGAAAAUAGAGCCCAGGUGAUCCGGCCUUUAACUUUGAUUUUCAUUGGAUUUUGAAAGAAGUCCCCGGUGGAAGGCUCCAAGAUGUUUUUCAGACUCCCAACACUCACUCCCGGUUACAUUAGACUGCUGCAGACCCAGGCGUUCCAUAACAUGCCUGUGACACCUCCGGCUGAGAGGACCAUGCCUGGUAUGGCUAUGCUGCUGGGGGCCGUGGGGAUCGGGAUGUGCGGCUACAGCUCCAGGCAGUUGGCCCUUCACCACAGGCCCUCCACUCGUGUGCUGCACUGGGUUGGCACGCACACCGACCCCGGCGGUCCUGGCGCUGCGACACAUAGGACCUGUGUCCUGGAUGUAACCCGCCGAGCUCCCACCUCCCAGGAGAUCCCACCUCCGUCCUUUGUGGGCCAAAAAUUUCCCUAAAAAACAGCUACUAUGUCAUAAAGUUAGAAUAUAAAGCAUUGAAGGUGAAGUUCCUGUAGCUACACUUCCUCAGAUCUGAGAUUGUAGCUAUGCUGGCCCGUUGCAGCUGCAGUGAGGCCCAUGUGCUCUCUAAGGAUGAGUAAGUGUAGAUACCUGACUUAACCUAAAUAAAAACCAUAAUGACAUGGAAUUCCUUAUGUAGUGCAAUAGAUGUAACCAUAACUAAAACUUUAAGGCACUGACAGGACACUUGUUAGUAAGAGUGACUGGAUGAAUAUAUUACAGAUGCUGGAACUUCCCAGACUCCUGUUGAGUUUCACUUAGUGAGUCAGAUUGUUUAAUUUGGAAAUAUUUUCCCUAUUCUAAAGGUGUGGUAUUAAAAAGCAUCAUGUUUGGCAUUGCCCCUCUUUCUUUGAGUCUUACAAAGCAGACAGCUACUUGUAAGUGCUUUAGCAGCACAUUGAUGCCCAUGACUUCAAUGGUAUUUUCUCUGACAUGGAUCAGGUGUAGUCCAUGCAACACAGACUAUAUUGUCAAUGGAGAGUGUGACUGAAGGACAAAUGAUACAACAGUUUCAAAAUAUGACAUCCAAGAAUGUAAACUAUGCAUGCACAGUUACAAUGUGCAGGAUUAUGAUUGCAGGGUUUUGUGUCUGAGACCUUGGUGCUGGCAGUCAGGCAAAGCAGAGUGGUGAUUCCUUCAGGAUAAACUGUCCUACUGGGAUUAACCUUGGUGGAAAAUCAACGCACGCUCAUUAUCCUAAUCUGGAAUUAGAGAGACAAAGACCUGAGGAACUCAAGCAGUUCCUAUGUGACCAAACAAUGUGCCGUUCACCCUGCAGUGUCCACCAUUUCUCUGAGUCAUAAGCAGAGUUAAGAAAAAUAUAUAUUAAUGUUGGUGUUUUUAAUUGUGUAGACAUAAAGGGAAAAGGGGACCUGAGAUUUGUCGAGGCACUGAGUGUGGUUGAGAACGUGUGCUGUGCCUUAUUGGUUGCACAGGGUUACACUGUCUCGGCAAGAGGUGCAGAGGAACUUUUGAGAACACAAAUAAAUUUUGAAAAGAACUGAUGGUGAGAAAGUUGAAUAUCUGACCAGUCUUUUUUAAUCCAUCUGAAGAGCCAGCCUCGUCUGUCUACCAAAUUUGAUGAGUGGCGAGUUGCAACAGGUUGCAAGUGUCUUAAAGUCCCAGCGGUGCUUCUCCAGAAUAGUGCAGCAGGUUUCCACCAAAACGGUCAUAAUCCGCUCAGCAGGGGACACCGACAGCUCCAACUGGCAUCAGAUGCUGAAUAAUUGCCCUGGACAGCAACUUUUAACAGUUACAUAAUGUGAUUAUAAUGGUUACAAAUUUUGAAAAAUCCACCAGUAACAUGUAUGACGAAUCAUUUUUUACCAGUUAUAAGAUAAAACGUAGCAAAACUUGGGUGCCAUGUUCAAGCUUUGCACUCCAAGGAUUUGUGAAAUCGUUGUGGUCAUGGGCUGAAGACUGAAGGCUUUGCAAUGCACCUGACUGGCUUUGAUAAAUCCUCACUAUGCUGCAGUGUUGCACACCGAGCCCUCUGGAAACGUAUUGAUCUCAGAGCAAGAGAGGAAGCUCCUCUCCCCACCGCAGCAAAGCUUCUCUCAGUUUUCUGCACCUUAUUGCAGAAUACUGACAUAUUGUGUUGUAGUGGAUUAAAAAUGCAGGGGAUGAUUGAAGGCAUCAUAUUCAUCCUGUCAGCUUACUGUGUGUCACAAACCAGUGCUCAUUUAGUUAUAAGUGAACUGUAGUUCAGCUCUGUUAAAUAAAGGAGAGAUGUUGUCUGUAGAAGUUCAUACUUAAUAAAUUCAUGUUGCACAAGAUCACUUCUGCUGUUGCACUUUAGUCACAAAUGUUAGGCGAACAGCCUUUGCAAACACUUGUGGGUUUUUUCUAUUUUUUUGUAUAAAGAAAUAAAUGUUUUUAGUUAAAUUACAAUUCAUGUUGUAUUGG